AAAAAAAAGAUAAGUAUUAAUAUGGAUUGGUAACAUUCCCCCACAAUAAGGGUUCCAAACAAGGGGUGUCGCACGCAUGCGCGCUACCCUCAGACAUUAACCCCAAUACGUGAGUCGUCUCCAUUUUAUUUUCGUUUAUUUCCAGUUUUCUCCACCGUUGUAUCAGUGGAAAGCUAAAAGACAUUAAUAAACUAACAAAAAGACAAAGUGAAGUGACAGUUGGACUGUAAUAAACUAUUAGAGCAGUGUGUCAUAUUACGUAAUAUUUUUUUCGUGAAGCGUAAGGAGUGAGUUCCGGCGCGAUCCCCAUGCCUCGCUAGAUGCUGUGUGGCGCUAUCUGGACCGCGGCGCCCGUCUCGCUCCGACUGGCGGAGGCGUUACCCGCUGCGCCUUCCUUCACCGCGCUCGCGAUGCACGCGUCGCGACACGAUGAUGACUCUAGCUUCAUAGAGAAUGGUCUGCUCUCGUACGAGAACCCGAACUACCACUUGGACCCGUCGCGCCUUGAGUCGGCGCUGUACAGCGACCUCUACGAUAUGCACGACGACAAAAUGCCGGACGAGUAUGACGCGUAUCUCGACAAUAGGAGAGUUGAAGACGAGGCAGCUUCGCCUGUGACGAAAACAAAUGAAAAAAACGGCCUCAUCACUCCCCCCCAAAAUGGCGGCGAGGAGUCCCCCCCUCCGGAGAAAGAACGGGCGGACCAAGAGGACUCAGAGAAGAGGCACGCGGCCGUACCGCACUCGGCCGAGGGGCCGAACGACGAUCUGUACGCGAUCCCGGUUAAAUUGAGGGCCAAGAAGGAACCGCCUUUGCCGCCAGGGUGGGAGAAACAUGAAGACAUGGAUGGCCCCUACUAUUGGCACAUAAAAAGCGGCACAAUCCAGCGAGAGAUACCAAAGAUGCUGCCCGUGGAGGCCAAGGAGUCCAGGAUCUCCAUGGUGCGAGACUGUUCGCUAUCGGAGGUAAACAAGUACGACGGGGUCAUGACCUCCUCCGUCACCAGAAGUACUACUAGUGGGGCGCUGGCGGACCAUAUGGACCAGGAAGCUGAGAGGAAACGGAAGGAGGAAAUGUCAUAUAAACGGCGCAGUUUCCCAGCUCGCCCCGAGCCGGACAGCGCGCGCGCCGUUCGCUUCUUCGUACGAUCCCUGGGCUGGGUGGAGAUCUCCGAGGCAGAUCUGACUCCAGAACGCUCCAGCCGUGCCGUCAACAAGUGCAUCGUUGAUCUGAGUCUGGGUCGGAACGAUCUGCUUGACCAAGUCGGUCGCUGGGGUGAUGGCAAGGAUCUGUUCAUGGACCUGGACGACGGGGCCCUGAAGCUCAUUGACCCUGAGAGCCUGAACACUCUGCACACACAACCCAUACACACCAUACGCGUUUGGGGUGUCGGCAGAGACAAUGGACGGGACUUCGCGUACGUGGCCCGCGAUCGCGCGACGCGCCGCCACAUGUGCCACGUGUUCCGCUGCGAGGCGCCGGCGCGCAGCAUCGCCAACGCGCUGCGCGACAUCUGCAAGCGCAUCAUGAUCGAGCGCUCCCUGCAGCCGCCUCCACGCCCCACCGACCUGCCCGCGGCAAGGCGUCCACGCCCGCUCUCCGGGGCCUCAUUCCCGACGCCCAUGGAGGAGCCGCGCAAGACGGUCCGCGCGCGCUACCUCGGCAGCGCGGAGGUGCCGCGCGCCACCGGCAUGGACGUGCUCAACGACGCGCUGGAGCGGCUCGCGGCCGCCAGGGCGCCGUCGGCGUGGAGACCCGUCGCUGUGGCUGUUGCGCCUUCGAUGAUCACUAUUACUGAAGAAGGGGAAUCAAGCCCCAUAGUGGAAUGCCGCGUCCGCUACCUGUCCUUCCUGGGCAUCGGGCGCGACGUGCGGCGCUGCGCCUUCAUCGUGCACACGGCGCAGGACAUGUUCGUGGCUCAUUGCUUCCACGCUGAACCCUCGUCUGGGGCUCUGUGCAAGACUAUUGAGGCUGCCUGCAAGCUCCGCUAUCAGAAAUGUCUGGACGCGCACGGCGGGGCGCCGCCGCGCUCGCCGGGCGCGGGCGCGGCGGACGCGCGCGGCUCGCUCGGGCAGGCGCUGAAGUCCAUCGUGGGCUCCGUCAUCGGCCGUCGGCCUUCUUGAACACGGGAGUCGAUAGAGAUCGAGGUCGCUACUCCCUACGAGGCGGAUGCAGGCACAGCCUAACUUACGCAUAAUCGGAUGCAGUUGCUUGGGUUCAUGCUCUAUAACUUCUAGUCGUUUUAUGCCUUCUACAGCCCAUUAUGUUAAACCACGGGUGACGAAAUAUAAUUGGCACAGAUUCCCCAUACAAGCUGCUUGAAAGAUGGUGCAAAUGAUAUUUCGUAACUACACCUAGUCAAUGUAUAUGUGCCGUAUGUUUGCGCAGCUUUCACCUUUCCAACGCCGUAUCAAACACAAAGCUGUCACUCGGACGCCACGUCACCAGUGUCAAAACUGAUAUUGAACUUUAUGCAUAUGCACUUAGGUUUAUUUUGCUCUGUGGUUUGUGAUGGAUUAAUCCGUCUUCGGCGUUGGACUUAAGGUGCUGAUAUAUUCGUCAGUGGCGUCAAAAAGGUUAACGGACGUGUACCUAUGGCAAAUCGCAACGAUCAUGUGAAUGAUUUGCCACAUUUUUUUCGAUAAAGUUGCACAAAUUGACUGCACAGUUGUGGUGCACGGUGGGCUUACUAUAGAAAAGGUUACUAUUUCAUGUUCAGUACAGGAAAUAUCAAAAUUACACUCAAUUACAAUGAAUAUAGGUCACGUUGUAUUUGUAGAAAUGUGAUAAGUUUUUAUCUCGAGAGUAGCCCGUUUAAGAGCGAAUUUUUCACCAAACUGAACAGUACAAAAAGUAAGUGUAAUUAGAAAGGUCAUAUUUUUACAGACAUUUGACAUUUGAUUUUGUAUGACAUUGCAACUAAACUAGCUAUACCAUCAUGUCAAUAGAGAAAUACAUCAAAUACAGGUAAAAUUAGCUAAAUGCGAAAUGUCUAAGUAUGAUCUUAAUUCCCGACUUUUUCUCGUUUUCCUGCAUUUUGUCCUAAAACCGUAUUUCUAAAAUAUGUAUAAGAUUUUAACUUUGUAAGCCCAAACAACUGCAAACCGCUCUAUAUCCAGCUUUACAGGGGAGGGAUUCGAUAUUAUUUGAGAAUUAUUAUUUUCUACGAAUUUGAAACGUAUUGUCAUCACAGUAAGGUUCAACUGACAUUGCAGGCUUCACACGGCUUUCGUCAUGACUGCAUCAAUAUACAUAUCUAUUAGUUUUUGUAUACGGUCUGUCAUUUAGAGGGUUAUUUAUGGCUCGGUUUCAUUGGUCGAUAACUCCCCGCAGCCGGUAUAACGACUAUUGGAACUCAAUUCGGUCGAUAUACAGCAUGCGUGUGACUCCCCGCAGGCGGUAAGGUAAGGCGUUCUGGAAAUCUCCCGCACCCCGCAUACGGGGCCCUAUCGACCGAUUAAACUGAGCUAUUAUUACUUUUUAUGCACAUCUGAUAUUAAAAGGUAUGGAACGUAUCAAGAAAAAUGUACCACCAUCUUUACUGGCUAAAUAUUAGUCUGGUAGUGGCAUAAUAGUAAUAUAAUUUUGGUUCGAGCGAAAAAGGUCUCAGAUUCAGCUUGAGCAAUAAUAUUUAUUUCCGCUGCAAGUCGCAUUUCUCUAAUUAAAUUAAAUACCAUUUAUUUUCAGGCAACUAUGGCCCAACCAACAUACAUACAAUAAUAAAAAAUCUUAAAAUAUAAAUAUCAUUUUGACGACGCUGUUUUCGGUACCCAUUAUCCUGAAAUUUUGUAAGCAGGUUCCAUAAUUAUACCUAAGUAUAAUUUUUAUUUAUAUAGGUAUCAUGAUUUGUUUUUAAAAUAGCGUUGCCAUGGUCUCUAUGUACUACCUAGUUAAGUAAAAAUUUUCUUGACGAUCUUUUUCGUAUUUCAUAAAUUCACAUUACAGUUCAUUUAUGAUUGGUUAGGUAUCAUUAGUUCAGACUGUUGAGUAAUGAAAUGGGCUUAAUUACUCAAUACUACUUUCGGUAUGUUUAAUAGAAGGAGAUUGAACUAUUUCAUGUUGUUAUUUUGUCUCGUUAGCCAGGAGACAACACGCUUUGAGAUGAUGCUUGAUUAAUGGCCCAAAAAAAUAUGAGGGAAUUUAAAUCCGAUAAAAAACUUCUUUUAAAAUAGUGACCCAGGAGACUUACGCUUUAUAACAAAAUGAGUUAAGCCUUUAACGCCAUCUAGUGACAAAAUGAUAGUUUAACAUCAGAUGUGCAUUAAAACAGCUUGUAGGUCAUUAUAACUUAGUGCAGUUAACAAAUAAGAAGUGUUCAUAUACCUACUUUUUAAUUAUGUUAAAGUACAGUUAGAACACAAGUGUUACAAUCAAAUGUUCAUGUCCGACCUAACUACAUCGAUAUGACAAGCAGCUUGGUGUACAGUCAGCGUCAAAUACUUCGUAGCAGUCAAAGUGGCCAAAUAGUUCGGUACACCAUACUAAAUAUAUGGUGUACCGAACUAUUUGGCUACUUUGACUGCUACGAAGUAUUUGACGCUGACUGUACACAAGUGUUACAAUCAAAUGCGACCCAACUACAUCGGUUUGGCAAGCGACAUACCACCACCAAAAUAAAUAUAUAGAACCACCAUAGAUGCCAAAUUUCCAUGAAAACUAGACAUCUAUAAUGGCACUUUCACAUUUUCUCACUGCAAAGUGGGCGCAGAGUUGCUCAGGACUCUAGGAACAUUUGAAAAUACACACGUGUGUUUUUGACUGUAUAGUCGCCAUCAGAUACAUCGGAGCGGCGGGGGUGUUCACAAUUAUCUGAACAAAGCGUUUAAACGUUAAAGUGCAUGCUUAGUUAUUUUGAGCACCUAUCCCAUCCGAUAUAUCUGACAGCAACUGUAUCUACUACAUUAAUAUAGUACCUAUACAUAUUAAUUUUAGAUUUGAAACAUAUUCACAUUGAUUUGAGACCGGGUAUCACAAUAUUUAAUGUUAGUAACAAGGACUAUAACAAAUUAACGAUUUAAGGGGGUAUGUAAAUGUUUUUCACGUUGAUCUCAAAUUGUUUAAAUUUUCAUACUUUUUACAUCUUUGGGUUCACAAGUUUUUAAUAAAUUAAAUAUAUACUGUAUUUUUUCAUAUAUUUUUGUUUUUCACCUGCACUUAAUAAAAUAAUCUUUGAGCAUUUGCUCAAACAUUAUUGGCGUUGAUUGUAUGAAGGUACAGUCGCCAUCAGAUGUGUCGGUGCGGCCAAGGUACUUAAAAUAUCAAUACAAGCAUUACAAUAGACGUGUGUUCAGAUAUUUGUGAGUACAUUGGCUGCACAGAUGUAUCUGAUUAGUACUGUACAAUCGAGUUCACAAGCAAAUGUUCCAAAAAUAUAUUUACAUGCCUUUAAGACGCUGGCAAUAAGGUCGUUGGAACAUUGUCUAGUAAAGAUGUUUGUUAACUCGACCGUACCUAUUUAUUUGUGAUACUUACAGUGGAUUUAAGCAUCUAUCUCUUUAAAAAUAAAAAGGGGAAGGUUGGUUCUCUGAGUAAUUUUUGCUUUCAAGUAUUUUUGUUAACUACUUUUAUAAUACCUCAAACUACGUCUACAUAACCGCUAAGCUACGCCUCUGCUUAAACUACCAAAGAUUAUUAGUCGGUGGUCACAUUGUCAACGCUGAAGUUUGGUACGCGAAAGUAAACCGUACGAGUUACGCUUAAAGCACAUUUUUCUUUGAUAUUGGACUGCCAGGCUUGAUAGGCAAGCGGUUUGAGGUAUGUUUGUAUAUGCUUUAGCUCUUAAUUAUAAAAUCCUAGUCCAUAGUUCAUUAUUGCUUCUGUACAUUCGACGCCAUAUAUAAUUUAUAAAUUCAUUUCCUCUGUGACAACUGUCACUAGCUUUUUAGUUAAUGUAAAUUAAAGUGUAAGAAUAAAAGUAUUAAUAAUGACCCUGUGGAGUUUGUAAAUAAUUGUAAACAAUGGAAUUCGUUUAGUUGUAGGGUAGAUAAUAUUGGAGUGUUAAAUGGUGUGAGUUUAAUGUGACAGACUUGAGAUUUUAGUUACAGAAUACGGACGGUUUGCAAUGCAAUAAAAAUAUAUUGUUAGUUGCGGACGCCUUUACAAAGUUAACUCCUUAAGCUCUUAACGCGCUCUCUCCGUUACUUGCUACGCGAUUCUCGCGCGAGGCACUGAUUUUCUCGUGGAAGUGACUUUGCGAGGGCGUCGAUUUCAGUCUGUCGAGCACGGUAUGAACUAGUGAUAAGAUUCGUUUAACUAUACGUUGUCCCAACGCUGGACGUAGCAUAGUCUAAAUUGACCCUAUUUGUAUAGUAAAAGAUAUUAUUUUUGCUUAGGCUGGUACAAGUUUAUAAAUUGAGUGAAUUUAAUUGCAAAGAUAAAUAUUUUUGGUAUGACACCGUAAUGGAUGUUUAUAAAUUAUCAUGUAAGCUUAUAAAGGGUCUUUUUUUGUUGUAAACUGGGCACUAGAAAAUACAAUCUGAAACCUCAUAAUAACAAGGGUGUUGAAAACACAUUGAGCUUUUUACAAUUAUAUUUCUACACGAUAUUUAGCGUUGAUAAUAAAAAUUGUAGUAAAAAUAAAUAGCGAACGCACCCUAAUAGUACCUAUUCAAAUAGAGGCGCCAUCUUAUCUAAAGAUGGCGGCUCGAGCAGUGUUAGCUUUUGGCGACUAAAAUGAUUAGGUUCUUUUGUUUUUGAUAUUGAAUAUGGAGAUGAAUGUUUAUUGUAUUGAGCGUACUGGGACCCACAAGUUUUCGAAUUAACUCCCAAACGAGUUCCAAAGUUAAGGUGACAUGAAGGGUAAAAUAAUAAAGUAAUAAUAGUGUUUUUGUGUCUGUAACACUACAACAAAUAAGAUACUCUAUAUAACGCAGGGUAGAAUAUGGCCUUUAGGUAUUUAGCAGUUAUAAAACGGUCGAUCAACAAUUUUUUUGUUCUUUUGUUCCGUUAGCCGUGAGCCAAGAGACAGUAAAGCAGAGAAAAAAAUCCUGAAACAACGACAACAUGGAUAGUAGGUAGAUGGCUCACAACGGAAUGCAUCUCUCUACUAUUACACUUAACAUCUACUACAAAUCCAUGAUUUUUGAAGAGUGAAUCAGGAGACGCAAUCAUAGGAACGAGUUACAAGAAAAAAUGGAUUCAUCAAAACAAAAAUCUUUAAGCAGUUAAUAUUUUGUUUUUCCUAAAAUUGUAAGGGGUAGCUAAAAAGUUCAUUCAAAAACAUGUCAUGUGUUUUUCAGUCAUUUUUAUGUUUUAAGUUACAGAUUCCAGGCAUCGACUUAGUUGCCGAGAGUCCCCUUGGUGGAAAUGAGAACUUUUGUUGGACCAGUUUCAUAUCUUACCCUUCCGAAUUCCAACUUUCUUCUUUGACGGUUGACUAGUCAAUAUUUUAAUUGUUAUUUGUUUUUGAUGUUGAAUAUUGAAACAUGUUACGUAACACCUGAAAGGCCAUUUUCCACCCCAAAUUAGAAUAAGACGUUCGGGUUAGAAAUCACAAACUAGCUUCAAAAUAUAUUUCAAAUAUUAGGAUCAGUGUCGCUUUUCACUUUAUAUAACAUAUGUCAGGUAACACUGAGCUGUUCUUACUAUACGUAAAAUAGUGUUAAUCACACUUUAAAGUUAAGUAAUUAAAAUUAUUUAUACAGAAUAUAAAUCGAUAUUUAAGUCCGAGAGAACCCUCUUCGCUCGGUUGUUUAGAUGCAAUAGAUGUGAAAAUUGCAAGCUUCGACUGCCUUUUACCAGAUGAAGUAUAUGUCAAUAUUUUCUAUAAAUUGUAAACGUUUAUAUGUAGUUAUUUAGAUAGCUUCAGAAUCCUGUUUAGCUCACCGUUGGAUAAGAUGGGAAUAAUGUUAUAUACUGUCAUCGCUUCAACAGCUUAAAAGCCUUCAAACUGUGGCUUUUAAUGAAUACUUUUGUGAAAUUAAUAAAAAAAAAUAUUAAACACA
Molecule: messenger RNA, 7943 nt
Organism: Cydia pomonella (codling moth)
Lineage: Eukaryota; Metazoa; Arthropoda; Insecta; Lepidoptera; Tortricidae
Product: protein Fe65 homolog
Exons: 14
Coding region: 321-2123 (600 amino acids)
Biological process (GO): regulation of DNA-templated transcription
Cellular component (GO): cytoplasm; nucleus
Molecular function (GO): transcription factor binding; amyloid-beta binding
Source: RefSeq, a predicted model, not a curated record